Molecule: messenger RNA, 1987 nt
Organism: Hyalella azteca
Lineage: Eukaryota; Metazoa; Arthropoda; Malacostraca; Amphipoda; Hyalellidae
Exons: 2
Coding region: 7-1941 (644 amino acids)
Source: RefSeq, a predicted model, not a curated record
CGCAAGAUGGAGAGAUUAGAUCUGAAUGAAAUCUCGGCGCCCACUGCAUCCGCAGCUGGUCUGCCAUUGGAGAUAGCAUCCAUUUAUCGUAAUAUCAUCGGUAAUAUGUACCUAAGCCCGAAAGUCAUUCGGUUCUUAAUUUUUAAAGAAUGUGUUGAUAAGCUAAGUUGUGAGACCUACAGACAAUACAUGGAACGCUUACGUGGAAAUUCAUUCAGUAAUAAGGAAUGGAAAGACGCUUGUCGAACCUCUCGGCAAGUUUUGGAAACUGAUCGAAAUCCUGAUAAAUUAGACGUCACCGAUCUUUCGUGUUUACUUGAAAACAUUCUCGUUUUACGUGAGAAUAACGGCACUAGGGAUUUCUCCGAGGUGCUCAACAAGGUGCGCGUCGUCAAAAAUCUUCGAAAUGAGAUUAUGCACAAAUUUGAAGCAAUGGUGGACCCACGAAAAUUUAUUGACCUGACGGCAGCCCUGUUAGAAUUGAUAAGAGAAGCCGGAAGGUUUUAUUCUCUUCUUCCUGCCGAGGUUGAGGCUGAAGAAAAAGUUCUGAACUCCGAAAUAGCAAAUUUGCUGGUUAUCGAUAAAACUAGCCUUUUUUACUGUUGUUCGAGGCUGGCUAUGUUUGGGAAGCAAGCCGUAAGACUACUGUGGGAGGCUAGGCUUACAAGUGAAGUGCUCAUUUUGAGCAAUGUUAAAGUGCAGCGUCAGGCCGUUUUCCACGCUCUCGAAUUGAUGGUGAGGGCAAGCGCUGGCGGAAAAGUCAUUCCAUACACCGAAAUUUUUGAAACUUCUGAAAAAUUCCUCGUAGUAACUGGUGUCGCUGGUGCCGGUAAGACAACUCUUGUCCAAAACAUUGUACUUCAUUUUUUCGAACUGCAGGAAGGGGAUGCUGAUUACUUGAGACCAAUUAGCCAGGUCGUUCUGUUCGAGUGCAGGGAUAGAUACUCGGAAACUCUGAGUGAUGUAAUCGAGCAACACUUUGAAGAUCUGUGCAGCGACUUCGGUAAUAAGAUUGUUCUCAAGGCCCUCUUACGUCUCGAUGUCUUAUUUAUUAUCGAUGGUUUUGACGAAGUUCACGAUAUUUCUCUGAAAGUAGUGGCGGAAAUCCUGGCCAAGACGUGGCGAAGUAAUUGUCGUGUAUUGAUUACCACCCGUCCACACGGCCUGAAGAAGUUACAGCCAAUUUUGCUUAGCAAAAAUUGCUGCUUCUCUGAGUUCGAGAUCAUGCCGCUCGCAAAACUUGAAGACCAGCUCGCAUUUUUGAGAAGGUACGAAGAGUCGUUGAGUGAGUUCAGCCAAGUUGGAGAAAUGGCAAGAAGUUUCUCUUCGUUGAAAGAAGAUGUCCGAAGUUUGUUCACAGAACCCAUAAACUUGAUGCAUUUCUGUGACGUGUAUAAGUACAUGCCUGAAAAGAUACCCUCAUGGCAAACACCAGGGGACGUGGCUCGUGACAUUCUCAGCUUAUACAAGAGACUCGUCGAGAUAAAAUUGUUGGAUUCAAACUACUGUGAUUCAGAGGACAUGAUUGAGGAUCUGUUUGCUGUCAUCGGUUCCACAGCAUUAGAAUUGCUGCAUAACAACAUCGUAACUUUAUCUGAAGAAAAUUGCCAGUACCUAAAGCGACAGUGUAAACUUGUGCUCAAAAGAGCUAAUACGACCUGUAAAAUCGACCCAGAAAUUGUUCUAUCAGUAGUGCUUAAAAUGUGCAGGCCGUUAUCAGGUAAAAGGUUCGUAAGCUACUCCUUUCCCCACAAGACAGUCCAGGAAAUGUUCGCAGCUGAGAGCAUCGUAAGGCGUAUACAAGACAGCGGAGAUUCCAUCAACACUAUCCUCGGAAACAUGUCGAAGAAAAUAGCGCAGAACGGGGACCGAGAUUCGAGCUUUGCACCACUGAAGCGGACAGAACAGAACUCUGAGCAGAGACACCCUCUGCAACCGUGAGUAUUGUUUCUGUUGUUUGAACUGCAGUGAAUCACCUAAGAUGGCG